Molecule: messenger RNA, 651 nt
Organism: Diatraea saccharalis (sugarcane borer)
Lineage: Eukaryota; Metazoa; Arthropoda; Insecta; Lepidoptera; Crambidae
Source: the annotation of a GenBank genome assembly
GCUAUUGUGCGUACGAUGUAUCGGUCCAUUUAUAGAGGUUGGGCUUAAUAACAUUAACCUCAAAUAUGAUUGUGCUGGAGUCUAGUGAAGGAGAAUCACCAGUUAUGGUUUCAUGAGAAUAUCAGAGCGAAGAUGAUUUUAAAAAUGGGAGGGAAACUGCCUCCGGGCGCGAAAGUCGCACCGGAGCCGCAACCUUUGAGUACAAAGAAGGAUGACAGGAAAGAAGAAAAGAAAGAUAAUAAGAAGAAAUGGGAAAGAUGCGAGGACAGAUGCCCUGGGGACCCGUGGGCGUAUUGUAUAGUGUUAUGGUGUGCGUGUGCUAUGAGCCUGAUAUCGAGCGGUUAUAGUUUGUACAAACAGCAAGGGCUGCAAGACCGGUUAUCUUUACUAGAAGAGCAGCAUUUAGCGCUAAGAAGUGCUGUAUUGGAACCUCAACAGCCGAUGUUGGAGAGACUCCGAAGGGAGGUUCUAGCGAGACCCCCUCCCAACUAUUGGAGACCAAGGAGAAGCAUCAGGGAUUAUGGAGAUUGCGUCUGUCCAGCAGUCGCCCCGUUAUCUGAGCAAGCACGCGAAGUCCUAAAACUAAUAGCGAGUCUAAACAAUCCGGGUGUUCAAUCAAAACUAUUUAAAGCCGACGUCAUGGAAGUGUGA